GCUUGUAUGAUCCACAUCAAAAGAGCACGGCGAAAUCUCGCACGCAUGGACAAUAUUCCAGGAUAAUAAAAAAUACCGGACUUUAAAGGGACAGCUAGAUCUACAGAAGGGUUCAUACCCUGUUUCUAUUUGACAUAUUCUACAUUUUCUCACUAAAAGACGGGAGCUUCAGCCCACCUUGUUGAGCGUGUAUAUGUGUGUGUUUAUUCCCCGUUCUGGAUCACAAUGAUGCAAAGUGCUGCUGUUCUACCAACAGAGAGUCCUGUGAAGGGUGUACCCGAGAUACUCGGAGUGCCAAUGCAACAAAUCCCCCAGUGUGCGGGCUGUAGUCAACACAUCCUCGACAAGUUCAUCCUGAAGGUGCUGGACCGCCACUGGCAUUCCAAGUGCCUCAAGUGCGCAGACUGUCAAGCGUUGCUGGCAGACAAGUGUUUCUCGCGGGCAGGAAAUGUGUACUGCAAAGAGGACUUCUUCAAGCGGUUUGGAACAAAGUGUGCGUCGUGCCAACAGGGGAUCCCUCCGACUCAGGUGGUGCGGAAGGCCCAGGACUUUGUGUACCACCUGCACUGCUUCGCCUGCGUUAUGUGCAGCCGGCAGCUGGCCACUGGGGAUGAGUUCUACCUCAUGGAGGAUGGCAGGCUGGUGUGCAAGGAGGACUAUGAAACAGCCAAACAGAAUGAUGAUUCAGAGGCAGGGGCAAAGCGACCACGGACCACCAUCACAGCCAAACAGUUGGAGACCCUUAAAAUUGCCUACAAGAACUCUCCCAAGCCAGCGCGCCACGUCCGCGAGCAGCUCUCCUCAGAGACGGGACUGGACAUGAGAGUAGUGCAGGUGUGGUUCCAGAAUCGUCGUGCGAAAGAGAAGCGCCUGAAGAAGGACGCAGGGCGGCACCGCUGGGGCCAGUUCUACAAAAGCGUCAAACGUAACCGAGGGGGCAACAAAGCAGAGAAGGAGAGUUCAACAGACGAUGCGGGACUGAGUGACAGUGAGCUCAGCUUCAGAGAUGACCAGAUCCUGUCAGACCUGGGUCACACCAACGGCCUGUAUGGGAGUGUGGGCGACGGGGGAGUGUUGAACGGAGGCUUCUCUCUGGACGCUGCUGGACAGCCCUAUCAUGACAUUCGGACGGGCAGUCCCUAUGGUCUCCCCCAGUCGCCCUCGUCCAUCGCCUCACUGCCCGGCCACACCCCGCUGCUCAACAACCUGGGCUUCACCAUGGACAGCAUCAUAGCCCAUGGGGGGCAGGGAGGCGUGGGGCAGGCUCUCAGGUCCAUGGCAGGAGGCCCCACCUCUGACCUCUCCACAGGAAGCAGCACGGGCUACCCAGACUUCCCCACCAGCCCUGCAUCAUGGCUGGAUGAGAUGGACCACUCCCAGUUCUGAGCUCCACCUUGAACACAGCAGAUUGACUGUGGAACAGAGACAGACGAAGCAGGCUUUUUACAUUUCUAUUUCCCUGAAACUGAUAUUGCUUGUUGUCCAAUAAUGGUUGUGGAAGUAGUAGGUAUGCCGGACAGGCUACACUUCAGCUACCCUCCCACCACAUUAGAGUAAAGGAUGUCUGGAGACCCACCAGUGACCUGAGCAGAGCAGUGACGCCACACAGAACAGAAUGGCAGGACAAAACACUACUGAAUGUUGAACUUACACUGUAUUAUCAUUUUUUUAUGGAUAGAUUUGAUUCCAUUCUCUAAAAAAACUGGAUUUGACAUUUCCAGCAUGAGUUCCUGCAUUGGGAUGAUGUUUGUCAUUAAACCCUGAGGCAAGCCCAAACAGGCAUCAGCAAUGUUAGGGCCACAAUCUAAACGGAAUCCCUAAAAAAAAGAAGCUUCCUGCAUGCUUCUGAAUGAGGAGGAUCAAUGUUCAUAUUAAAGCCUUUUACAUUGGCAAUGCACUUUACACUUCUCCUCGUUUGUACAUGGACAGCAACAAACAGAAGAGAGAUGAAUGCACAAUGCAACCCAGCAGUGUUUCAUUUGAGAACUGGUUUCAAACAGUGACACAAGUCUAAUUUUACAAUGCAAAGUUUUUUUUUAAAUGUAAUACUGAAACUAACAACACUGGGGUUUUAGGAAUGACUAGAUGUUGGUCUAUACAGUGUGGGAGCCACAGAUUAUUAUGUGUAUGUGAGGAGGAAGUCGCUUUCUUCAAACUCUUUCUCUUCUGUAAUGUUCUUCUCUGUGAUUUAUCUGUAGUCCUGGGGGUACACUUUUGUCAGUAUUUAUUUCUCUGUUGUUCUUACUCCAAGAAUAUGCUCUCUGCUAGAAAUCGUCAUGACCCAAUGACUGUAGGAUAGAAAGAAGUGCAAAGGCAACCCAACAACAAUGUGGAAAUUCACAUUUGAUAUCCUCUUUUAUUGGUGCAGCUGACAACAUCUUAACUAAUUAUGACAGAUACAGGAACAGAACAAUCAUUUUACUAAAUGUUUCAUUAAUGCAGUAUAUUUAUUUAUAUGAGAAAACACACACCAACCUAAUCUUGACUAAGGAACAUUCACUGUUAAUGCUGAAAAGUCAUAAACAGCCAUCCUGGCUCCAGUAUCUUUGGCUGUUUAGAAGCUGCUCUUCUCUGUCAACAGAUGUAAUAUCACCCAUCAAAGUCUACUGAACAAAAAAUAAAUGUAAAGUGUUGGUCCCAUGUUUCAUGAGCUGAAUUAAAAGAUCCCAGAAAUGUUCCAUAUGCGCAAAAACCUUAUUUCUCUCAUAUUUUGUGCACAAAUGUGUU
This is a messenger RNA of Oncorhynchus mykiss (rainbow trout), 2727 nucleotides long. RefSeq names its product LIM/homeobox protein Lhx4-like. The record is from RefSeq and is a predicted model, not a curated record. Gene Ontology annotation, molecular function: RNA polymerase II transcription regulatory region sequence-specific DNA binding; zinc ion binding; DNA-binding transcription factor activity, RNA polymerase II-specific. Gene Ontology annotation, biological process: regulation of transcription by RNA polymerase II; neuron differentiation. Gene Ontology annotation, cellular component: nucleus. NCBI's taxonomy places the organism in Eukaryota, Metazoa, Chordata, Actinopteri, Salmoniformes, Salmonidae.